Messenger RNA from Bolinopsis microptera, 2376 nucleotides. RefSeq names its product transcription factor COE1-like. The transcript is spliced from 9 exons. The record is from RefSeq and is a predicted model, not a curated record. Gene Ontology annotation, molecular function: RNA polymerase II cis-regulatory region sequence-specific DNA binding; DNA-binding transcription factor activity, RNA polymerase II-specific. Bases 274 to 1623 code for a protein of 449 amino acids. Gene Ontology annotation, biological process: regulation of transcription by RNA polymerase II. NCBI's taxonomy places the organism in Eukaryota, Metazoa, Ctenophora, Tentaculata, Lobata, Bolinopsidae.
UGUAAGCUGUCAAUGAGCUAUAUGCUAAGCCGUAUAUUAUUCUACCGAAGACCGCUAAGUUCCUAAAUAUUUCGCACUUCUACACCCAUUUAUCCCUGAAAAAGCUUUUUCUGGGACGAUAUCGUCCCUUCAGGGACGAGAAGAGGGGCCAGGGAAGGGCGGAGGAAGUGGCUGGAGUGGUAUGGGAGCGUGAUGGGAUAAUCUGAGGAGCUGGAGGUGAGCAGGACGUGGUCUCAUUUUCACUCGGUGUCAGUUAGAUUGCUCCUCCUUAUCAUGUCUGUAGUUUCGAGUGUGGUGUUUGAACAGAACCCCCCUGCCAACCUUCGUAAGAGCAACUUCUUCAGUUUCGUUUGUAAAUUGUUCGAUGCGAACAAUCAGGUUCUCCGGGUUUCCAGUGCUCUCUGUGUUGGAUUUAUUGAAAAUAACAAGGACACAAAAGUGCUCAGGAACGGUGUCCGGUAUAAGCUGAAGAUACUUACACAGGAUGGGACUGAAGCAGAGGACUAUAUCCAUGUUAUAGUGGUAGACUCGGAGAGCAAUGAGAUUGUCCCAUUUCAAGGGCAGGACCGUAACCCCAGUAUGACCCGAGUGCUUCUCACUCACGAAAGUAUAUGCAGCAGAUGUGCUGCUAAAAAGUCGUGUGGUAACAAGAACGACACUCCAGCAGACCCAGUUAUCCAGGACCACACUGGACUGAAAGUCUUUCUGAAGUGUAAUCAGAACUGUCUUAUCAAUGCGGGCAACCCUAGAGAGCUCCGAAAAUUCAAGCUAGCGAUAAGCGGAACCCAAGAUUUGAGCCUCAACAACUGGGCCUACUCCUCCGCCAUGUUCGUCCACAACAACAGCAAACACGGCCGAGUCACCAAGUCUAAAUCAUCUCCUGACUGUCUAACAGAUCCCAGUAUCUCACUGAUAUGGCCCCAGCCCGGGCCUCUCUGUGGUGGUCGCGCCCUCAUUGUUGGUAAAAACUUUGCAGAAGAUGCUCAUGUACUCUUUGGUACGACAUCUAUUCAUUCAAAGGUGAUAACUCCAGAUGCCAUCCAAAUAGAGGUGCCGCCAGUUAGCCAGAGUAGCGUGAUGAUGGUGACGCUUAUACAGCGGAACCAACUCUUUCAGAGAGGGUGGCACUACACCUACUGUAGCCCGGAGGUGGACCAGAUCUCUGUGUCACCUUUAAAUCUCUCAACGUCUAGACUCGCGAAGCCGUUUGGUCGACACUACAACGAAGCUGAACAGAUAGCCACAUUCUCGAGCAUGCUGGGUAUUAACAGGGAUAGGCCGAGUAGGGGAUACGCUCCCGCUCCUCCCCACUCCCCAACUUACCCUCCUCCCCCUAGAAAACCUAUCGCUAUCUCUGCAAACACUGAGGGAGAAGAAGUUCCGCCGUCAGCUAAAACCCCGAUGGAAGAAAGCCCGUUCAGCUACUCAAAAGAAGGCAGUGCAUUUAACCGAGUCCGGCGGGAACUGGUCCCGUUUCCCGGACCAACCACUCCCGAGGAGGAAGCUGCCCGAUUGGAGACCGCUACUAUUCUUCAAAGUCUCAAAACACGGUCACAUGUUUCCCAAGAUUACAUCAAAAUGGACGCUGAAACAACUACAACUGAGUCGCAGGGUCUCAUCUGAAAUUGGAGCUCCGUACCUAUAAUGUCGGAUCAUUUGUGAAGUAACGACUCUUGAAAGUGGGCUGUGAUUGUUGAGCGAGGCCUCAAUAUUCCGGAGUAUUGUAGGCUGCAGUUCAAGUUCAACCUUUCGUCGCUUUACUCUUGUGAAAUGUGCCAACAUAUUUGAAACGGAAAUAUGAAUGUAUAGACAUAGUAACUGAACGGGAGUAAGGUGGAAGGACACCUGAGAAAUGAUACUGAUUAUUUGAAACUCAAGAGAAACUGACGCUAAAACCUGCCGAGUGAGGGGAUACAAUUUUUCGAAACUCACUCGAUUCAUUCGUUGUUAUAAAAUGCACCCAAUAUUGAAAUGAUUGAAUAAAUGAUAAGAGUAAUGUAUUUGUGAUUUGGGUAUGCAUCAAUGUUCUGCUAGAAAAUCUGUCUUACUCUAAGUUCAAUGUUGAAACCACUUCAAAGAAUUCAUUUUUGAUUUUAUGACAUAAUCAAGUCUUAUCCUGAUUUAUGUUAUCCGAUUUAUUGUCGGCGGUUUUAUAUGUUAACUUUCUAAUGGAGAUAAAUGAUAAAAUGAUGAAAUUUAAGCAACUUAAUACAAGACGAAAACCACAUAUUUCAAAUUGACAUGUUGAAUGUUAAUGUUACCUUUGUUCAUUUCCACGACCUUUAAACAUACUUUACUAAUAUUUACUCAAAGCAAGGGUUCUUCUUGAUGUUCAAUGUUAAUUUGAGAUUCCACUUAACAAUUUAUUUUCAUUGU